AAGAAGCGUGCAAAGCUCGACCGGCUGCGUUAGUCAAUCGGUGUCCGACCGAAACGAAAGAUCUCAUAAAUAUAUAUUGGCUAAGGAAAAUUCUACGAAAAAUUCGUCAGCAUUUCCGCAAGCGCCAUUAUUAUUUUAAAUAUACAUAUAUAUAAAAUAUAAGAAAUAGUGGAAAAUCGAAAAAUUUAAACGAAUAAGCAAAACGGAAAAUUUUAAAUAUAAAAAAAACAAAGGGCUGACCAACGAACAUAAAGAAAAAUAAUAAGAUUAAAACAAAAGUAAUUGAAUAAAAAAUUAUGUGGAAGGAAAUACAAAACUAAACGACCAUAGCAACUUUAAGCCACUACAACGAAACGAAAAGAAAGCAACUUAACGGUAUUUGUAUCAUAGUAAAUGUCAAUAAACGAGUAAAUGAUUAAUCGAAUAUACAAGCAUACAUGCAUAUAUAGAGAAAUAUAAAAAGUGUUCAUUAACUGACAAACCAGAUUAAAAAAAUAUAUAUAUAUAUUAAUUUACUGUUAUCAAGUUUAAUACAAAACGACCUAACAGUCCAUGUACAUACAUAUAAUAUAUUGCAAAAAAAAAUAUAUUUUCAAUUGACACGCAUACACACACAUAUAUAGCAAGCCCAAGUCCUUUACACUACACAGUAAAACAUUGCGACUAAUUGAGUAAAUUUAUAAAGUGACGUCACUUCCGUUUUAAGCAAGUAGAGAAAAUUUAGCGAAAAUUGCAUGUGCGCGUAGAAUUUUUCGUACCCUGUAAAAAAAAAUUAAUAAAUAAAAAAAAUACUGCACCAAUUUCUACCAAGCGAAAGUAGAGAAACAAGAAAACGAGUUUGAGAACUUAGCGACAAAAGCGAAAGAAAAAAAUAAUUGUAUUGUAGAGCAGAAAUAAGGAAACUUCGUGAAAAGGGUGUCGAAAGCACACGCAUUGCCUGAAGUCAAGCCUUACUAUACAUGCAUACAUACAAACAAACGUAAAUAAAAGUGCGACAAGUGCAACGUAACGACGUAAAACAAAGUGCCUUAACCAAUCAUACAUAGAAACACAGCGAGCGAGUGGUUUGCCGAGAAGCUCGAAAAGCUGAAGAGCUUAAGAGACGAGACGUGUAAUUUGUAUAAGGAUUUAUAAAGUUUUGAUAAAACGAGUUGACGGAAUCCCCAGAAGUGCCAUUUAGAGUUGAAGGACCGAAUUGAAGAAUUGAGACCAAAGGAAACAAACUGAGGGAGAUUUAUUUAGUGAAUAAAGUCUUUUUUAUAUUAAAGAAGAAGAAGAAGCGGACAAUAAAUCUAAGCAAUUAAAUAGGAAACACUCGCACUUGCACUUAUAUAAAAGAAAUAUAUACGUAUAUAUAUAUACACAAAUAUAAACACAUUCUAACAAACGCACGCACUGAGUAAACAAUUUUGAAAGUUAAAUUGUUAAGAGAAUUAAUCGAUCGCUUUGCAAAGUAGCCGCAGUAUUGGCAGUAAUUGAAUAAACAAAUUAAGCAAUACUAAAAAUAUACACGAGAGACUUUCCAACGGGUCGGACUUACCAUAUUUAUAGGAUUUAGUAGAUUUAAUUAUAUAAAUACAUACAAAAAAGAGAUUUCCACGAAAUUCAUACAAACCACGAAUUUGUAUUUUUUGUAUGAAACAUAUGAAUUAGAAGGUAAAAAAUGGCAGAUAAAUACACAAAAACGACCUCCAGCAGCGUGUUAGACGCAAAAGCUGACAAAAGAAGUGCCCCACAUAUGCUAGCGACGCGCCCGUUGCCCGGCGACGUCGCCAGUCCGGGCGCUAAUCCAAAGAAUGUACACAUCCUCACACAGCUGGCCAAUAGUUUGAGUGAAAGCUACCAACUGGUCAAGCAGCGACAACAGAAAUACAAAGAGCUCAGCUCGAAGAUGGGCGGUGCAGAUGCACCACAACUCCUAAGCUACACACAAGACUGCGAGGACGAUGGCCAAGCCGGCGAAUGGCAGGAAGUGAAGAAUAAGCUGAAGCGCAAGAAGAAACUCUCGGCUUCGCUGACAUCCGUCAAUGACUCUGUGAACCAGGAGAAGCGCACACGUAUCGAGGGUAUACAGCUUAAUUGCCGUGGUAAGUUGCAAAUCACCGAGCUGCCGACACCGGUGCCACAAGCAGCCACGCGCAGUUACGUUGGUGGGGGCGUGGCACAACGUGCCGAACGCUGGGGUGGUGCUAAAUCGGCGACGAAUACGACCUCGAAUGUUGCGCCAAAUAAACAAUUGAACGCCGUGUCGCCGACAACAUGCCCAACAGUAGCCACAGGCGUCACACCGACAGUAACAGCAGCAGCAGCGCCGCCGCCGCGGCUCAAGCGAAAGCUGCAGGAGAACGUGCAGACGAUACAAAAGCUGAAUGCGCUCACCGAGCAACUGCGACUGGAGAUCAACGAACUGAAGUCCAGCCUAACCACCGAGCGAGGCGCGGUGCGUGUGUUGCGUGCACAAAAUGAGUCGGAGACACGCAAAUGGAAAAAUGAAGUGAAGAGACUACAAAACGCUGUAGAAAAUUUGAAGAAGAGCAGCGCCUUGCCGCAGUUGGGUGGUAAAAAACCGACAGAUGCUGGCAUUGAAAACUUACCAAGUGCUUCCGCGGCUGGUAACGCGACCACCAAUGAAGUACAAAGACUGACAAAUGAAAUUAUUGCGCUAAAGGAAGCAAACAAAGCCUUAGAGGAAAAGAAAAUGAUCAAUUGCGAUGCUGAUAGACGUAAAGCAGCAGAUAUGCGCACAUUGAAAGAUACUUAUGAAAUCCGAUUGACUCAAUUAACUAAAUCUGCCAAAACUGAGAUUUCACGUCUGCUGGAGGAAAUAAAAACCAAAGAACGUAACAUUGGGCAACUUAAAAAAGAAUUACAAACACUACAGACCCGGCCACAGAGUCAGGCUGAAGUGAAAAGCAGAAAUGCAACGACAAAUCAAAAAACGACGAAUAAAACGACAAAACCAAAGAAAAAUAACAAUAACAACAAUAAUAAUAAUAGUAAGAAGCCAAAAGUAAACAAUAAAGCAACAAACAAUAGCUUAAACGAAACAGAUGCUUUCAACUCCGAUUUGGCGAAAAAGUCAGAGGAUAGCAGCACUGUAACAACAACAACACAUGGAGAAGCUCAACAUCCAAAUGAGGUUAGUACCGCAAUUAUUUUAUUUUUUAUUUUAUUUACAACAAUUUAAGUAAGGUUUUGAACU
Ceratitis capitata (Mediterranean fruit fly) is the source of this 3202-nucleotide messenger RNA. Its product is annotated as TNF receptor-associated factor family protein DDB_G0272098-like. The transcript has 5 exons. Gene Ontology annotation, molecular function: microtubule binding; kinase binding. The coding region runs from base 1664 to 3187 and encodes 507 amino acids. Lineage: Eukaryota; Metazoa; Arthropoda; Insecta; Diptera; Tephritidae. The record is from RefSeq and is a predicted model, not a curated record.